Jaculus jaculus (lesser Egyptian jerboa) is the source of this 1115-nucleotide messenger RNA. RefSeq names its product radial spoke head 14 homolog (gene Rsph14). Lineage: Eukaryota; Metazoa; Chordata; Mammalia; Rodentia; Dipodidae. The record is from RefSeq and is a predicted model, not a curated record. The coding region runs from base 158 to 802 and encodes 214 amino acids. The transcript is spliced from 4 exons.
CCAGCAUUCACCUCUGUUUCCUGUCAUGGAGGUGACAGAUGACAGCUGAGAGGUGCCUGCCCUCCUACGCCCCUCCUCCAUGAUGAACUGACUGUACUCUCCAAACCUGGUCAAUCCAGAGCUUCAUGCUGAAAGCCCUUUGCAGGUGCACAGGAAGAUGGCUCACACCCGGAUCUCCAUGUACCUGCCUCCCGACAUUGACCCCACAAAGGCUGCCACUGCUUAUGGCUGUCGGGCUCUGCCCAAGCUGAACGAGGAGCUGCAGGUAGAGGACCUGAGGACAAGGCAGAAAGCCCUGGUGGCCCUGUGUGACCUCAUGCAUGACCCUGACUACGUCUACGAGGCCAUCAACAUAGGCUGCCUGAGGAGCCUGAAGGCUUUGCUGAGGGACAGUGACGACUUGGUGCGGAUAAAGACCACCGAGGUGCUCUCCAUCAUGGCAACCCACAACGUGGGCAGAGUUGGCUUCUUAGAGAACGACAUCAUCCCCGCGCUGUCUAUGCUGCUGAACGACCUGGUGACGGCGUGCCGCGAGAACCUGCACCAGGCCUACCAGCACCUGGCCCAGCUGCCUGAAGGUAGGCGCCACCGUGACCUGCCUCCGCGGCGCUUCGUGCGCGCAGUUUACUCCUCUGGCCCGUGUGUGCGCCUGCGCGCCACACAUCGCUCCCCAGGGGGCGCAGGGAUCUGGCGUUUGUUCGUUUGCAGUGGCAGAAAGGCCCCGGUGCACCCGUUCUCUCCCUCUCCCGCUCUCUCUCCCUGUCUCUCUGUCUGUCUCUGCCUCUUUCUCUCUCAAAACUAAAAUAAAUGUAACAUAGAUGUUUCACCAAAGUUGGGAGCAGAGCUCACAGGUAGGGUGCACGGUGAGCAUGCCCAAAAUCCUGGUUUCUAUCCCAGACAUCCUCCUCUAAAAAUUGCACGUAAAUGAACAUUUUGUUAUCUUGUAAUAAAAUGAGCAUGUCAUGUAACAACCACCCAGGUCAAGAAACAUGCAGCAUCCCCCCAGACACAAAAUGGCCUGGAAAUCCAAAACCUCAUAGUGCCUGACACUACCUACACAAGACCAUCAUAAUAGGCAGAAAAGAUCAUGACAUCAAAAUAAAAGAGACUGAGAU